ACUGUCUUUAAAAAUAUGUCAAAAAGAUUAUUCUAUGUAGUUUGUAUCGUGAACUAAAUUAUAUUGUCAAAAGGUUGGAAUUUGCAUUAAGCUUAUUAAAAUGGAGUGCGCUGCGCGUUUCUUGCUCAGCGUGUGUCGGCAUCACGUAAAAUACCGACGUCUUCAUAUUCCACCAGCGACAGACUUCGUGGACAAGCCCAAGCCAAGUUUGAAUUUGGGGGACAAAGUGGAUUACUCCAGAGACUUGAUAAAACGGGCAAUGACCCUGUAUAAGCCCAAUGAGCUUAUGCUGUGCUUUAAUGGCGGCAAGGAUUGCACCGUGCUGCUCGAUAUAUUGGCCAAAAUAAAGCCACCUUCUAUGACUCUGCGAGCUGUGUACGUAAGGCCCGCGGAUCCCUUUGAAGAGUUGGAACAGUUCAUCGAUUGCUGUGCCCAGCGGUAUGGAGUGAAGCUGCAGCGACUCGAAGGUGUAAUGAAGCUGGCCUUCAAGCAGUUGGUGCAAGAGGAUCCCCAGGUGCGGGCCAUGUUCCUUGGUUGCCGGCGUACUGAUCCCGGCUGCGGGGUGGUGCCGGAGAUGCUGCCAUGUGACAACGGCUGGCCGGCGCUCAUGCGAAUCUUCCCGCUGCUGGAGUGGAGCUAUCACGAUAUCUGGAGCUAUUUGCGAGUCAACGAUGUGCCAUACUGCUGCUUGUACGAUCGGGGCUAUACAUCUCUCGGGGAUCGCUCCUCCACCGACUUUAAUUCAAGCCUGCUGACCUAUGACCAGAAGCAGGGCAAGGGCAAGCUGGUCUUUCGGGCAGCCUAUGAGCUAGAGGACCCUAGCAAAGAGCGGGCCAGUAGGAAUGAUGGGUGGAGCCAUGAUCAGAAGGCUGUUGAAGAGUCCAAGUAAUGGGCAGCACCUGGUCAUUGAGCUCAAGCCAAAAGUGUUUGCUUGCAUUGCUCUUGACAUGAUUUGUAUCAAUUCAUUUUUUGUGUUGUACUCAAUGUGGGCCAACAUGGAGCAGCAAGUGUCAGCUAACUAGGUUCUUGGGCAAGACCCCAUUCCACUGUUCGAAGAUUUGGCAACCUAAGCAGCCCAGUUUAACCGUUAAUGUUCUUCGAGUAUAAGAGAAGUUUAGGGUGAAGGCUUGGCUGUAAAAGCUCUUUCGAAACAAAAGCUAAGAAGGAGCUUACAUCCACUAAAGUUUUCUAAAAAGAGGAAUAUUUUAUCUUUGUCUCUGCUAAUUAAAAAUUUUAAAUUAAAUAAGUCUCUAUGGAAUUUAAGAUAUCAAUCUUAAAAUUGCUUUGAGUUUACGAUUAAAAAAAUGUAUUCUUCCAAAAGUUGAAAUUCAGAAGCAAAAAAUAAAUUUAUUAA
Drosophila serrata is the source of this 1354-nucleotide messenger RNA. RefSeq names its product Flavin adenine dinucleotide synthetase 2 (gene Flad2). Gene Ontology annotation, molecular function: FMN adenylyltransferase activity. NCBI's taxonomy places the organism in Eukaryota, Metazoa, Arthropoda, Insecta, Diptera, Drosophilidae. The record is from RefSeq and is a predicted model, not a curated record. Gene Ontology annotation, biological process: FAD biosynthetic process.